GGACGGAUGGAGUUCCAGUAUAACCCCCAAUCAAUUGAUCGUUAAAACCCUCACCGGUCUUAGAGUCAAAGGCGCAGCAUUGGUUAGUUAAACUGACACUUAAACCUUUGCGGCAGGAACAAUCAUAAUAGUUAACAAUAACAAUGGCAUCCAAUUCUUCUGAAUCUGGUGAGCAGCAAGCAGCUACAACAAAAAUUCAAAUAUACCCAACUGCUAAUUCUGGAAUUUCUUCCUUCUGGAAAGAUAAAUAUGAAAAAGAUGCUAAAAAAUACUGGGAUAUAUUUUAUAAGCGUCACCAAGACAAAUUCUUCAAGGAUCGACAUUACUUGGACAAAGAAUGGGGUCGUCACUUUAACGGGCCUGGAGGAAAAGUUCUUCUAGAGGUUGGAUGUGGGGCUGGGAAUACUAUUUUCCCUCUUCGUGCUACAUACCCAGAUGUCUUUGUACAUGCAUGUGACUUCUCUCAGAGAGCUAUAAGUUUAGUGAAGUCGCACAAAGAAUACUCAGAGACCUCUGUAAAUGCAUUUGUUUGCGAUCUGACAAAUGAUGACCUGAGCAAACAAAUACCUUCCUCGUCUGUGGACAUUGUGACUAUGAUAUUUGUCUUGUCUGCAGUGUCGCCUGAGAAAAUGUCACUAGCAUUACAAAAUAUCAGAAAAACUCUCAAGCCAAAUGGCCUUGUACUAUUCCGUGAUUAUGCCACUGGUGAUCUUGCUCAGGAGAGAUUUACAUGCAAAGAUCAAAAAAUCAGUGAGAAUUUCUAUGUCAGAGGUGAUGGUACACGAGCUUUCUACUUUUCUGAGGAAUACCUGGCACAUUUGUUUGAAGAUAAUGGAUUUGUUACUGAAGAAAUUGGGUUGUGUUGUAAACAAGUAGAGAAUCGAUCUCGUGAAUUGGUUAUGAAUCGACGUUGGAUACAAGGUGUAUUCUGUGUCGCGUCAAUGGAGAAUGAUUUUGACCUAAGUAAGAGCACCCCUGAUAGAGGAAGUACUGAAAUUGAAGUGAAGGAAACUGCUACUGAGGUGCCUCUUACUGUAGAAUUUGACUUGUCAGAAGGCUUGGCUGCACAAAUGUUUGGUGUUUCACCUUCUAAUGAUGAGGUUAUCGAUAUCAGUUUUGGAGACUUGAAUUUCAAGAUUAAGGUUCUCUCCAAAGAGAAUCAGCACACUUGUAGAUCUACUGGCUUGAUGCUGUGGGAAUCUGCUCGUUUGAUGGCUUCUAUCCUUGUUGAAAAUCCAUCUAUUACAGCAGGCAGACGAGUUUUGGAACUAGGUUGUGGUUGUUCAGGCAUAUGCUCAAUGAUAGCAGCUCAGUCUGCACAUCUUGUAGUAGCCACGGAUGCAGAUGCUAGUACACUUGACUUGUUAACACAAAAUGUCUCUGAAAAUCUCAAAUCAACACAGCUUGACAAAUUAUUGGUUAGAACACUACACUGGGGUAAUCAAGAACACAUCGAUGCGAUCAAAAAAGAGAAUGAUAGAGGCUUUGACGUCAUCAUAGGUACAGACGUGACAUACAUUUCUGAAGCUAUAUUACCCUUGUUUUCCACAGCUGCAAAGCUUCUAUCAGUUGAUGGCGCCUCUGGAGUGCGGUCAGAACCAGCCUUAAUUCUCUGCCAUGUCUUACGAAGAGUGGAUGAGCCAUCUAUACUUUCAGCAGCGUCUCAGUUUGGAUUUAGGCUGGUAGAUAGGUGGCCCUGUAGUAGUCCAAGCCGUGUUCAAAGCAUCAUGACUUCCUGGCUCUCAAAGAUCGACUCUAAGGACAAAAUCCCUAGUACUGCAUUAAGCAUCCUCUAUUUCCAAAGAGUAAAGUCAGAUUCAGACAGUCAAAACUAAGUGCAUCAACUAUAUGGGAAUCAAAGCUACUUUCUGAACUAAGCCAUUCAUUUAGCUCACAAAUUUUGGAUAUUUGUAACAUUAGUUAUUAUUUUCUUUUGAAGACCGUAACAUUAGUUAUUAUUUAUGAACCUUAUUUAGUCGAUUACAGAAGUUUCGGAGAAACUUUAUCGAUCUGCAGUGAGAUUCUGCCACAAAUCCUACUCAAAAUAUUGUUAAGCUCUGAAUCAUCAUCAGCAGAUUUUGAAA
This is a messenger RNA of Chenopodium quinoa (quinoa), 2084 nucleotides long. RefSeq lists its product as uncharacterized. NCBI's taxonomy places the organism in Eukaryota, Viridiplantae, Streptophyta, Magnoliopsida, Caryophyllales, Amaranthaceae. The record is from RefSeq and is a predicted model, not a curated record. The transcript has 13 exons. Bases 144 to 1835 code for a protein of 563 amino acids.